GUCCUUUAAGGCUCAAGUAAACAGAUUUGGCAGGUGUAUAUCGGAAGUGUACACUAUCAUUUUAACUUACCUGCGCUAGGUGAGAGUGCUUAAAAGUCAACUCGAAACUCCGAGAAGACUCCGAUACUGGUGAAUAAAGAGCGGUUUUGACCAAAUGAAUAACCCGAUACCAACAAACCUCAAGUCUGAGGCCAAGAAGGCCGCUAAGAUUCUCAGAGAGUUCACUGAAAUAUCCAACAGAAUGGGACCUGACAAACUUAUCCCAGCCCAUGUCAUUGCCAAGGCUCAGGGUCUGGCCAUCUUGUCCGUUGUUAAAGCGGGUUUUAUGAUCACAGCGAGGGGCGGUAGUGGGAUAGUUAUCGGACGACUCGCUGAUCAAAGAUGGUCUGCUCCUUCAGCCAUUGGUAUAGCUGGACUCGGCGGAGGAUUUGAGAUCGGCCUGGAGGCAUCAGAUUUUGUCAUCAUCUUGAAUGAGAGGAGAGCUGUGGAUGCAUUCAGUAAAGGGGGAAAUCUCACACUGGGAGGGAAUUUCACUGUGGCUGUUGGCCCUGUUGGCAGGAAUUUGGAGGCAGACGUGGCGUUACGGAGCACAGCGGCCGUUUACUCCUAUUGCAAAUCACGGGGCCUCUACGCCGGCGUGUCUCUCGUCGGCUCUUACCUCAUCGAACGCAAAGACACCAACCGAAAGUUCUACGGGCAGGAGAUUCGUGCUUCUGCUAUUCUGAAUGGAGAUGUGGAGCCACCACCCGAAGCACAUGACCUGUACAGCAUUUUGGAGGACUACAGAGAAAGAUAUGCCACCGAAUGGCAGAGCAAAAACAUGAGGCCCACGAUGAACAAGCAGAUGAGUUCAGCACCAGCUCGACCGAAGCCCCCCACACAGAGAGCUGCCUCCUCUUACACACCCAGGCCAGAGGCUUCUCGAGCUGUGAAGCCUUCCCUCUACCCAGAUUUAAACAGCUGGGAUACGGAAAGCUCAGGUCAAGCAUCAGGCGGAUCUCUGGUGGUCACAGCCGUGCAUCCGUUCACAAGUCAGCAGCCCGGGGACCUGAGCUUUGACGUAGGUGACCGCAUAACUGUUAUUACCCAAACGGACUCUCAGUACGACUGGUGGGAGGGCCAACUGAGAGGACAGGUUGGGAUCUUCCCUGCCAAUUUUGUGUCCUACAGCUAAGGGCACUUACAACCCACUUACAGUACAAACAACUCUGACAGGGAGGACAUCUGGCAUUGAAGGUGAAAUGAAGUUAAGAAUGAAGAUAUAUAUAUUUUUAGGAACACUGGUGUUCAGCGUUUCCUCAGAGUUUAUUUUGAAGGGACAACAUUGUGUUGUCAGUGUCAUAACCAUUGGUGAAUAACUUGGGUAUUUUAUGUUUGUAGUUACUGGUUAAUGGGUCCUCCAUUAUUAAGGCUUUGCUUAGAGCUAUUGUUACCACAUUUUUUUCUAAAAAGGGGUUCUGGUUUAAUAUAUUUUGUUUUGCUGUUGUUGAGAAUCACACUCUUAUCACAAUGAUGGUUUUAUUUAAUCCAGACACAGUAAUUAUGAAAUGCAUUACAAUGAAAGGUUUGGUAUUUGAAGUGUAAUUCCUGCCGGUAUUUGAAAUAUGAGCACAAUGUUUUGUAUUGGUAAAAGCACAGGCACACUGCUACUUACCACUUGUGCAUGGUUUCAUGAGCGUUUACAAGCUUAAAAAUGUCUUAAGACUACAAAAACGUGCCUUGUUUUAGAUAAACUGUACGACUUUUUAAGUGCUCAGCUGCCUUAAACAGUUUUGGCCAACUUCGGUUUGAAAAACUGUUGUUUGCUGUUGAAUAAUGGAGUCUGUACUGUUUCUUACUGCUAUUUGCACACAUGUCAUUCUAGCAUGGAAGAAUGUAUUUUGUAUCGUUUGUAAAUACUAUAUGUCGACAUGUUGUAAUAAAUGGAAUUUGUCUAUAGAGCAUGUGGAAGUAACUUGUUCUUGAAUGAAAAUGAAACGUGUCUAACUCAUUCUAAGCAGCCAUUUAUGUGAAAGUGAGAUUCUACCGCUGGUUACAGGAGAGCAGAAACUAUACCCUCUUUUUCCACAUGGUGUCAUAGGAUAGCCAAGCAAUC
Molecule: messenger RNA, 2095 nt
Organism: Triplophysa rosa
Lineage: Eukaryota; Metazoa; Chordata; Actinopteri; Cypriniformes; Nemacheilidae
Gene: sh3yl1
Product: SH3 and SYLF domain containing 1
Exons: 10
Coding region: 155-1174 (339 amino acids)
Cellular component (GO): ruffle membrane
Molecular function (GO): phosphatidylinositol binding; protein binding
Source: RefSeq, a predicted model, not a curated record